Hirsutella rhossiliensis is the source of this 2223-nucleotide messenger RNA. Its product is annotated as protein-arginine deiminase (PAD) domain-containing protein. Gene Ontology annotation, molecular function: protein-arginine deiminase activity; calcium ion binding. The transcript has a single exon. Gene Ontology annotation, cellular component: cytoplasm. Lineage: Eukaryota; Fungi; Ascomycota; Sordariomycetes; Hypocreales; Ophiocordycipitaceae. Bases 1 to 2223 code for a protein of 740 amino acids. The record is from RefSeq and is a predicted model, not a curated record.
AUGAAGCGCCUCUUCAGGUUGGUCUCCGGCAUAUUCGCCGUUACCACCGCUUCUGCCUCCUCCCGCGUUAUUCGGGAUUCCUGCCAAACGAGUCAAUGCUAUCUCGGCAUCGACCAAUUACUCAACGGUCGCACUCACGCCUUUUGUCAAGACAUCAUACUCAAUGACCAACACUACUACCAGCUUUUGACUCAAGAAGAGAGCGGGAAGCUAGGUCAAUAUUGUGACUAUCUCCAGGACGCGGUGAAAUCCGCUUGCCAAUGCGUCAUACCCAAUCCCACCAACACCAUCACUCCCCAGUCCACGGGAAGCACUCCAGCUGGCGAAACCUCGGGCACUAUCAAGGACUUGAGCGUAACCAUCCUUGCGGAUACCAACCGUGAUGGCAAAGUGGACGUGACGGGCGAAACUGACUUCGCUGGCAAAGAGAUUUGGACACCAGAGUCCGGCGCGCUCUUUAUGGCAAAUAUUGGCGAUACUGACGGCCGAUGCUCACAUUUGUUUAAACCCGAAAACUGUAAUGACGCUUCUGACAACGUGCUGCGCAACUCAACCUACCUCGCGCCCCUUCUGACCGUCCCCAACCCCAAGUUGAGCAACUCUGCUACCGGCUUUAUUACCGUCUUAAACGAAACAGCCGCCCCUAAGGUCCGUAUCUUCUAUAGGAGAAGCAAUAAAUGGGUUUAUGUGGCCUCCGACUAUAUAUUUACAGCCGAAGAACUAAAGAUCGGCCUUGAGCUCGGCAUUGAUGCUCGCGAUAUUCGCCGCCCGAGAGGAUGGGAUGGCAGGGCCACAGUGGAGUUUAGAGUCAAGGAUGGCAACCAAGAGGCCAAGGACUCAGUAGCGCUUCGCGUUGCUCCUAUCUUAACCCACAAUCAUGGCCAGCUCGCCGAACAGCUACUAACAACGUUGCUACCUGAACACUUCCACUGGAAGCGCCCAGACAUGGUUCAAUUUGUCGAGGAACUCAAAAACGUCUCCAACAGAGCUGGGAUGAAGAAACCAUUACACGCAUUCGACACAGACGACAUCUGGACCCAAGAUUUCUUCGAGCCUGGCUACACGAGUAUUCCUGGCCCUGGUGGCCCUAUUGGCCUGCGUGUUAUGAUAAGGUCUUCUCAGGAGAGUCGCGCGGCCGGCCUUAAAAUUUUCGGGGAUCUUCGAUCUAGUACAGCAGGGGCUGUUCAGGACUUCUCCGGUGUCGGUCACCCCAGAGAUGAUUUCGAAUCUACGGGCAAUCUAGAGACUAUUCCGCCCUAUACUUACAACGGCAAGUCAUAUCCCGCGGGACGAGCUGUCAUGGGAUCGCCAGAAGGAAAGAAGCUACAUAUGAUGGCCUUCCUAGAGGCGCAGGAGGUACAGGAACCGCUUAGGAUCGACACUUCAUGGCUUGGUGUCGGACAUAUAGACGAGUUUAUGCAGUUUCUUCCCGUUGAAAGUGAGCGCGGCUGGGUUAUGGCUGUUGACGAUCCGCUUACAGCCCUUAAAAUGCUCAAGAAGGCUCAACAAGACGGCCAAGGCGGCGUCAAGGCUGUUUCUCGUCCAAGAUUUCCUACUGAUCCAACGAAAGCUUGCUACCCGGCCGACACGAUCGAUCAGGUCAUUAAUAAGACCGACUUCACUAGCGUUCAGGAAAACAGUGCCAAGGAAAUUCAGAGAAACAUCGACAUCAUAAAGAGAGAGACGGGAAUCACGGAUAGGGAAAUUGUUCGCAUUCCGGCCCUCUAUUAUUACGCCGGCAAGUCUCGCCCUCAUUGGAAUUGCGAACUGGCCGAGGGACGGAAUGGCAACGAACGACGCGACCUGGAUGCCGAAUCCGCUUCGGGGCAGAGCUCGAGAAACUCCAGUUUGGCUCCCCCGGAGCAACUGGAAGCUCAGGUAGCGAAUAUUUUCGGGGAGAUGACUGAAAUCCCCGUCCUUCGAGCUGGUACGCCACCCAAACCAGUAGAGCGCCGCAAGGUGGCAAAGGAGGACCGAGUCACAUCGUUUUACCCUAGCACGAUCAACAGCAUCGUACUCAACAACAAGGAAGUUCUUGCUCCUAACCCGUGGGGACCCGUCAUCGGGGGAAAGGACAUUCUUGGCGCGGCCGUUAGUGCGGCCUACGCUGGGGUUAACUACACUGUUAGCUACAUGGACGACUGGUUCACGCACCACGUUAUAUUUGGCGAUAUACAUUGCGGUUCGAACGUGAUUCGGGAUAUGAGUCAUAAGUGGUGGUAA